AUGUCCAGCUGUGGCUACGUCACCUUCCUGUGCGCCUUGGUAACAGUUGUUCUGCUGACAACUGCUGACGCCGGUUAUGUCGGCGGUGGAGGCAUUGGACUUGGCGGUGGAGGCUACGGUGGCGGGGGCUACGGCGGCGGAGGCUACGGAAAGCUGUGGCAGCCGUACAGCUUCGGCUACCAAGUUCUGGACAAGUAUGGCACCCAGCACCGCGAAGAGAAGAGCAACGGUCUGGGCAGCGUGAAAGGAAGCUACGGCUUCACGGACGCAUGGGGUCGCUUCCGGCAGGUGCACUACGUCGCCGACAAGUAUGGAUUUCGAGCCAAGGUGCUGACAAAUGAGCCUGGCACGUCAAACCAGCAGCCGGCAGCCGUGCGAAUGUUGUCCAGCGGGGGCGGAGGUCACGGUCGUUAA
Dermacentor silvarum is the source of this 414-nucleotide messenger RNA. Its product is annotated as cuticle protein 10.9. The coding region runs from base 1 to 414 and encodes 137 amino acids. The transcript is spliced from 3 exons. Lineage: Eukaryota; Metazoa; Arthropoda; Arachnida; Ixodida; Ixodidae. Gene Ontology annotation, cellular component: chitin-based extracellular matrix. The record is from RefSeq and is a predicted model, not a curated record. Gene Ontology annotation, molecular function: structural constituent of chitin-based larval cuticle.